CAUUCGAUAGGCGCACACUCCCACGAGGAGACGGAUCACACUGCUGGGUUCACAUGUUCCACCGUUCUGUUGCUCGGAAACUUUUCAUUCCACCUCAAACUCCACUGAGGAUGGAGAAGUCACACAACUUCACAACGCACCAAGUUCUUCCCCUGCAGAGGGCUAAUGAUGCUUCCCAAACCGACAAAAGCAAUGGCAACGCAUACGUGUACAUUUUCAUAGUGAUCUCCUUCUAUGGAGUCUUCCUCGUUGGUAUAAUGCUGGGCUAUGUUCGCUCCAAAAGGCGGGAGAAGAGAAGAUCGAACGUUUUUACGCGCCUGGUGCACGAGGAGGAGCAGCGGGAAUGGGGCGCGCUGAAAAAGAAGCACAGCAUCACCAUGACCUCCUUCCAGGUAUCGCUUCCCUUCUCCGCGGGGAGCCAGGAUGUCAAUGAAGGAAGGGUCCUGAGCUCCCCUCUGGCCUGCGCCCUGUUCUCCAUUGAACAAACCAGUGUCAGUUCACUGUGCUCCUCCGCCGACGCGCGCUUUGCCAUCGAGGAGGAGUCGGACAGCGGGACCGCGGAGGGACCGGACGAGACCCUGAAGGGCAGUUCUACUGACAACAGCGACGACUCCGCAGAGAUACAGAUACUCGGAGAGGAACUGUGACGCUCAGAACAGAUGAUGAGAGGGGAAAUAAACGCAAAAAACUGUAGACUUUCCAUCCCUCUCCGUCAUAUAGGAAAUACGUGGAGAAGUUAAAGACUGAUAAAGUUUAGCUUGACAUAUGGAACAAUUGCUCUCUAACCAUCAGGUUCUGAGUAUUGAAACGUACCUGGAACCCACUUGAAAUAUAUUUUCUGUAACGAAAUCCUCUUAAGAUGUAGCCUAAUGAUUUCACUGUGCAGUGUUCAUAAUGUCUAUGUAGGUUUACUUGGGGUUGUUGUGUAAAGUGAAGAGAAGAAAAAAAACAGUUGAAAAACAAUGAUCUGUUUAAGAAAUAUGGUUCUUCUUUACUCUUCUUGGGAAAUACAUGUUUUUAUUUUGAAAAAACGUUGUUGCAAUAUCUAGUUUUCUCCAAAAGGGGGCAGUGCUGCAGUAGUUUUACCCCACCUGUUGCUGGGGAACACCAGUCAUUUCAGUAGAAUCAACACAACAUAGGGUUUACUGUCCUUGCAUUGUCUUAUUUGUUCUGAAGUGUUGACAUACUAAUUUAUAAAAUAAGAAGCUAUUUUUUCAGGCA
Oncorhynchus mykiss (rainbow trout) is the source of this 1221-nucleotide messenger RNA. Its product is annotated as potassium voltage-gated channel subfamily E member 4. Gene Ontology annotation, molecular function: potassium channel regulator activity; transmembrane transporter binding; voltage-gated potassium channel activity involved in ventricular cardiac muscle cell action potential repolarization. The record is from RefSeq and is a predicted model, not a curated record. Gene Ontology annotation, cellular component: membrane; voltage-gated potassium channel complex. Gene Ontology annotation, biological process: regulation of ventricular cardiac muscle cell membrane repolarization; membrane repolarization during action potential; ventricular cardiac muscle cell action potential. Lineage: Eukaryota; Metazoa; Chordata; Actinopteri; Salmoniformes; Salmonidae.